UACGUACACGUACGUACGCGCCGCGUGCGCACUGCGUGUGAACUGCGUGCGAGCUGCGUGCUUUACGUUUAAUGCCGUUCAGGUGCGACCUGACGUCCGCGCUGUGUUCGGCAUCGGGAGCACAGAGCCGAGUGUUCGUACCGCUGCGUGUGGAUUGAUUUGUAUGACACACCCCAGCUAUGGAGUCACAGAAUUUAUCCUGCAGCAUCUGCCUGGACCGAUUCCAAGUCCCGGUGACCAUUCCCUGUGGACACACGUUCUGUCAGGUUUGCAUCACGGUUCACUGGGACACCAAGGCCAAAGGAGGCAUGGACACGCAGUGUCCCAUAUGCAGCGAAACGUUUGACCCGAGGCCCGCCCUCAAGCGCAACGUAGCCUUGUCCCAUCUGACGGAGGCCACGGAUCAGGAGGGCAGAGGCGCGACUCCGGUACCCAGGCAGAGUAACGCAGCGCCCCAGGCUGAGGUGCUCUGUGAAAGACACAAGAAACCCCUCGUCAUCUACUGUAGGACCGAAAGCAUGUGCGUGUGCUAUGAGUGUGCGAUCAGGGAGUGCAAGAACCACGAGAAAAUCCUGGCGGAGGAGGAAAAGGAGAUACGGGAGGCAAGUGUUGGAUCUGUCGCGCGCCUGCUCUCGGUACUUGGUUUUAACCGGGUGGUUCGGAAAGGCAAACGCAGCAGCUUUUUGUCUCGUUGGGUUUUGCAGGAGGGGCUGAAGAAGAAGAGCAGAGAGGUGGAGAAGCACAGGGAGGACACGGAGAAGAGCGUCAAGGAGCUGUCAGAGAACAUUAACAAAGCUGAGGUGUCCCUACAGCAGACCUCCCAUUGGGUAAAUGCAAAGUUUGCUUACCUAGUGAAGGUGCUGAUGGAGAAGCAAGAGUCCACACUGACCUUCAUGGAGCACGAACGGCAGUCCAUCCUCUGCCAGGCUGAGACCCACCUCGGUAUGCUGCAGGAGAGAGCCCAGCGUCUGGGGGAGAUCCAGGGCCAGAUAGCCACUGUGCAAGCAAUGCCUUACAUCCAGUUAAUUCAGGAGUCACGAUUAGUUGAGGUCCCCCGGAUGCAGGAUAUCCCCUUGGAUGUCUCCACCACUCUGCAGGACAGAUUGAACACGGUCACCGAUGUCUUGUCCCGAAUUUCCAAGCUGGUGUUGGAGGACCUGGAGAAAGCCAUAAACACAGCCAUUGGGCAGGACAAGCAAGGCUCUCCUCAAGAUAAGCGGCCAGUGUUGGCAGUUGUUCCGAGCCCUGCCAUGCCCAGUUCUUCAGCCAUCAAGGAUGGACUCAGUGCCUUCCACUGCGCCCUCACCUUUGACCCUCGCACCGCCAAUGCAAACCUGCAGCUGACACAGGAGAACCGGCGUGCAGAGCACCUCGUCUCUGGGCCCCGCCAAGUCCCACCACAUGAGGCACGGUUUGACACCUCGUGGCAGGUGUUGUGUUUCCAAGGCUUCACUGAUGGGAAGCACUACUGGGAGGUAGAGGUGUCGAAGCCUUGGGCCUACCUGGGGGUGACCUACGAAGGUAUCCCACGCAAGGAGAAAAGCAAGCGCUGCAUGGUAGGAAUGAACGAACUGUCAUGGAGCCUGCAGCUGGAUGAUAGGCAGCUGAGCGCCUGGCAUAAUGGUAGGAGGGAGACGGUGACAGGGCAUACCCAGCACCACCGUAUCGGAAUGCUGCUGGACUACGAGGCUGGGACACUGACCUACUAUGGGGAUGGCCAGACCCGCCUACAUGCCUUCCACUGCGCCUUCACCCAGAAGCUGUUCCCCGCCUGCUGGAUUGGAGAGGGCGUUAUCGUCACCCUGUGUCCCCCCAGCAACAGGAACCAUGUACUGUCAUAAGGUUAUCGCCAAUGUGCAAUGGAGACUUUCACUGUCUGUCUCAACUCGCCUAUUUUCUUCCCUCUAGGAAGAGACUUUUCAGUUGCCACAUUCUGUUAGUGAUCCCCUUACUGAUUUAAAACCUUGUUGUGCUGAACUUGUGAUGUCAUACUAUAAGGUUUCAGCAUGAUCAUCUUGCAUGAUGUCUAGACUGAGCCAUAAGGAAAUGUAAAGCACAGUUUGACCUUUGCCCCUCUUCCUUUGGGCAAUGGACAAGUUCUAGGGUGACUUACUUUGCACAAGGCCUUCUUUAGCAUAGGUGGCAGUUUUUGACUGUGUAAGAUAAGAGUGCUGAUAAAGCACAUUAUUGAUGUUACAAACAUGACUCACAAUCCUUUGAGUCAGAUUCCAUCUUGUUACACUAAUUUAACAACAAUCAGCCCUGUGGCUAGAGUUUGUGAAAACCUGAUGUUGAUGUUGUUACCAGAGUUAAAAUAAAUUACAAAAACUUCCA
Messenger RNA from Scleropages formosus (Asian bonytongue), 2334 nucleotides. It is a transcript of the gene trim65, whose product is annotated as tripartite motif containing 65. The transcript is spliced from 6 exons. Lineage: Eukaryota; Metazoa; Chordata; Actinopteri; Osteoglossiformes; Osteoglossidae. Bases 180 to 1841 code for a protein of 553 amino acids. The record is from RefSeq and is a predicted model, not a curated record. Gene Ontology annotation, molecular function: zinc ion binding; protein binding.